This is a messenger RNA of Tachyglossus aculeatus (Australian echidna), 2781 nucleotides long. RefSeq names its product ribosomal protein S6 kinase like 1 (gene RPS6KL1). The record is from RefSeq and is a predicted model, not a curated record. The transcript is spliced from 11 exons. Lineage: Eukaryota; Metazoa; Chordata; Mammalia; Monotremata; Tachyglossidae. Gene Ontology annotation, biological process: protein phosphorylation. Bases 387 to 2231 code for a protein of 614 amino acids. Gene Ontology annotation, molecular function: ATP binding; protein kinase activity.
GAGAUGGCGCUGCCCAGCAUCCCCGGCCGAGCAUCCUCACCAAAAGAGACAUCUCCAAGGAUUAGUUUUCCUAAUCCGGCUCAGGCAGGUCACCGCCGCCGGAGCCCCACGGAGCAGGAGGCGUCCGACGGUGGAUUUCGGGUCCCCAGAGUCUAACCCGCAGCCACCCCCCGAACCCAGGAAUCAGGAGCCCGGGAAGUUGGCGUCCGUCCCCGCUUACGAGCCGAACCUAGGCCUGGGAAAAGUAGUGGGAAGGGAUGGGGCCCAGGGCCUGCGGUGACGUCGUCCUCCGGCCUCUUCCUCCCUUCCCUCGCCACCCGUCCGUGCGUCCGUCUGGUCCGCGGGGCCCGGGCUGGGGCCGGGAGUGAGCGGGCCCGGCCGCAGCCAUGAGCCGGGGGUGCCUGGAGCAGAUCCGGAGCCGGGUGGCCGACGGGCACGGGGUCGGGAAGCGGGAUUACCUGGUGGACGCGGCCAAGCAGAUCCGCUUGGCGUUGGAGCGGGACGUCGGCGAGGACUACGAGGCGGCCUUCAACCACUACAAGAACGGGGUGGACGUCCUCCUCAGCGGGGUGCAAGUGGACCCCAACAGGGAGCGGCGGGAAGCCGUGAAGCCGAAGAUCACCAAGUACCUGAAGAGAGCGGAGGAGAUUUUCAACUGCCAUCUGCAGAGGUCUUUGAGCCAUGGGGGCAGCCCAGGCACGGGGUUCAGCAGCCUGCGGUUCCGGCCUAUCCGAACGCUGAGCUCGGCGGUGGAGAACCUGAGGCGCUGGAAAGUGGUGGGGGUCAUCGAGAAGGUGCAACUGGUCCAGGAUCCGAUCACCGGGGGCAUCUUCGUGGUGAAGAGCCUCCCCAAGUCCCACGUGGAGAGCCGCACGCGGCCGACCGUCAUCCCCCGCGGGGUCCCCUACAUGGCCGAACUGCUGCACUACUACGCAAGCGAAGACUCCAUCUUCCUGCACUUGGAACACGUGCCCGGGGGGCUGCUCUGGGACCAUCUCCGCUCCCAGUACCCCUCGCGGCAGCGGGCUGCCGCCCACAGUCCCACCAGGCCGGAUCCCAGCUCCGCUCGGGACCGCCACGGCGGGAAGGGAGAGGAUCACCGGAGCCUGGGCCCCUUCUCCCAAGCACGGAGCAGGCGGCGCCUCCCUGCCACGGAGACCCCCGAACACCCGGACGCUGCCUCCGGACCCCAAGGCCAAGCCCGGUCGGGAGGACCCGAUCCUCAGCCGGGGCAUGGUGAGGGGUCUGGGCGGUUUGACCUCCGACCGGCAACCCCCUCCAGGACAGACGCCGCCCCUCUGGGUCAGCCCUCCCCGUCUGCGAAGGGGAUCUCCAAGCCCCCCGGCCCGAAGCAGGGCGAAGCGGGGGCUGAGCCGUCCUCCCAGCCGGUGGGCACGGCUGAGGCCGAGACCGCUCGGUCCCCGCAAGGCCCCGGGAGUGCCCGGCGGCCCGUCCAGAGCCGCCAUCCGGCCGAGGGGACGGGCUCCGGGUGGAGCGUGAGUGAGGACCUGGUUCGGCAGUGGGCUGCCGAGAUCCUGGUGGCCCUCGAGGGGCUCCAUCAGCAGGGAUUGCUAUGCCGGGACCUCAACCCCCGAAACCUGCUGCUGGAUGCUACCGGCCACGUCCGUCUCACCUACUUUGGCCAGUGGGCCGAGGUGGAUCCCCGGUGCUGCGGCCAGGCAGUGGAGAAACUGUACGGAGCCCCGGAGGUGGGCGGGAUCGCCGAGCUGACCGAAGCCUGUGACUGGUGGAGCUUUGGGUCCCUGCUGUACGAGCUGCUGACUGGCACCGCGCUGUUUCAGAGUCACCCGGCGGGGAUCCAGGCCCACACCAAGCUCCACCUGCCCGAGGGGCUCAGCCCAGUGGCCUCGUCCCUGCUCUCCGAGGCCAGGAGAGGAAGCUCCUCUUCCGCGUCCGGAAACCCCCAGGCUCCCGGAUCCUCCGUGCCCGCACGGGAGCCUCGGGAAGACCCCUCUCCGCCCAGCCCGGUGAAGGCCCGGGACGGAUGUUCCGGGAUGGAUCCCAGGAUGGAUUCGGGCCCCCGGCGGGGAGGAAGUCCGGGCAGGGAUCCCGCGCCCCUCUUCCCGGUCACCAGAAGUCGGCCCUUCGUCUCUCCUCAGCUGCUGCGGUUCGAUCCCCAGUGUCGACUGGGCGCCGGUGGCGGUGGAGUGGACAAGUUGAAGGCCCAUCCCUUUUUCAACGCCGUCCAGUGGAGUAAUCUGCUGGGCUAGAGAGCCGGGGAGGAGGCCCGUGCUCUGCAGCGGGAAGCUGUCCGAGGGUCAGGCCUGGAGGGGCCAUCCGGGGAAUCCUCUCCUGAUCGGGGGGCUCGGCAGCUGGGUGGUCCUUCCCACCCCGGAGCAAGGCUUGGUCGCCGCCCCGGGCCUCCCCUCCGUCCCCGCCUUAGCGUGCCGGUCGGUGUUCCCCCAGAAGCCCCCCGAACUGGACUCGGGCUCCCCCUCGGCCUCCCCCGUGCCCUCGGCCGAUCGCAAGGGAGUCCGGCUCAGAGCGGGGUUUUCUACUAAUUUGGCGAUUCUCUAAGCAGCUGUCGAGAUUCCCCAAACACAGGUUAGCUCUUCCCGCCUGCCUCGAUGUGAUCCCUGUCGCAUUCCCCCGCCGACUGCCUUCCGAAGGUUAAAAAUCCCUUAGCCCCGAAGAGCAGGGCUAAGGCGGCAGUAACGGCCACGGUACCCGAGAAGCGGCACGGCGGAGCGGCUAAAGCCCGGGCCUGGGAAUCGAAAGUCGUGGGUUCUAAUCCCGGCUCCGCCACCUGUCUGCUGUGUG